Molecule: messenger RNA, 762 nt
Organism: Gamsiella multidivaricata
Lineage: Eukaryota; Fungi; Mortierellomycota; Mortierellomycetes; Mortierellales; Mortierellaceae
Product: Yqey-like protein-domain-containing protein
Exons: 3
Coding region: 90-653 (187 amino acids)
Cellular component (GO): mitochondrion
Molecular function (GO): carbon-nitrogen ligase activity, with glutamine as amido-N-donor
Source: RefSeq, a predicted model, not a curated record
GGUUGUUUAUGAUUCCUGCACGGAAGGGCACAGUGGACCCAUUCCUUCCUUCCUUCUUGCCUUCUUGACCACCAUACAACUGAUCAGCCAUGUUUGCCCGGACAUCCUCAUUCACUCGCGCACUCGCACAGACCCGCCCCUCGGUAUCCUUCUCAAGGGCCUGCUUGCUCUAUACCACCGAGGCUGCCCCUGCCACUCCCCAAUUGCUCGUCCGCAUCAAGGCCGAUGUCAAGGAUGCGAUGCGUUCAAGAGACAAAGAGAGAUUAGCUGUGAUUAAGGGAGUCCUUAGCGACCUCACAUACCUCGAAAAAUCCCCCCAGGCCCCUGCCCAGGUCACAGACUCGGUAAUUCAGGUCCUGAUCCAAAAGUCGAUCAAAAGACGCGAGGAGUCUAUUCUCAACUAUAAGACCGCCGGUCGUGCCGAGCAAGCGGAUCAGGAGCAGAAGGAGAUUGAAAUGUUGAAGGUGUACCUACCCCAAGCCAUGACGGAGCAGGAGAUUGAGGAGGAGGUGCGCCGGGUGGUCAAGGAGCAGGGUGCGACUGGCCCUAAGGAUAUGGGCAAGGUCAUGAAGGAGCUGGGUGGACUCGAUCCGGCAAGGGCACCCAAGAAGGCCGUCAGUGACGCGGUCAAGAAGAUCCUCGCCUCGCUUUAGACCUCUGGACGCUGAGGCUCUCUGUUGAUAUAUAAUAAAGUCAUUUUCAAAAGACGCCGCCACCAUUUUUUUCGGUCGUUGGUCUGUGCGGCCACAUUUUACAAUUGCA